Molecule: messenger RNA, 843 nt
Organism: Danio rerio (zebrafish)
Lineage: Eukaryota; Metazoa; Chordata; Actinopteri; Cypriniformes; Danionidae
Gene: ndufv2
Product: NADH:ubiquinone oxidoreductase core subunit V2
Biological process (GO): proton transmembrane transport; mitochondrial electron transport, NADH to ubiquinone
Cellular component (GO): mitochondrial inner membrane; respiratory chain complex I
Molecular function (GO): NADH dehydrogenase (ubiquinone) activity; oxidoreductase activity
Source: RefSeq, marked provisional
GUCCGCCGUUGCUUGUGUUUAGUGUGACCGAGCGCGUUAAAAAAGAUGUUUUUAUCCUCAACCCUGCGCUCUGCCGUCUCAUAUACGGCGAGGCAGGUGCGGAGUCUGCAUCAGACAUCAGCUCGAGCAGGAGCAGGAGGAAUCUUUGUGCACAGAGACACACCAGAAAACAAUCCGGACACCCCAUUUGAGUUCACCCCUGAAAACAUGAAGCGAGUUGAGGCCAUCAUUAAUAAUUACCCAGAGGGACACAAGGCGGCCGCUACUAUUCCUGUGCUGGAUUUGGCUCAGAGGCAGAAUGGAUGGCUUCCUAUUUCUGCCAUGAACAAGGUGGCAGAGGUCCUGGGCAUUGCUCCUAUGAGGGUUUAUGAAGUAGCGACUUUCUACACAAUGUUCCUCCGUCAGCCGGUGGGCAAAUACCACAUCCAGAUCUGCACCACCACACCGUGCAUGUUGUGUGACUCCGACAGCAUCCUGGAAGCCAUCCAGAACAAAUUGGGUAUUAAAGUCGGGGAGACCACAGCAGAUAAGUUAUUCACGCUGACAGAAGUGGAGUGUCUCGGAGCUUGUGUGAACGCACCGAUGGUCCAAAUCAACGAUAACUAUUAUGAGGAUCUUAAACCAUCAGACAUGGAGCAGAUUAUUGAUGAGCUGAAGGCAGGCAGAGUUCCUCCUCCUGGACCCAGGAGCGGCCGUUUCUCGUGUGAGCCGGCGGGAGGAUUAACCUCGCUGACUGAACCUCCUCCUGGACCCGGUGUUGGUGUGAGAGCUGACCUGUAAACUGAUCUCCGUCUAAACGCCGCACAUGCCGUGUAUGUAAAUAAAAUAUUAUCAUUAAUUAUA